Molecule: messenger RNA, 2249 nt
Organism: Salvia miltiorrhiza (redroot sage)
Lineage: Eukaryota; Viridiplantae; Streptophyta; Magnoliopsida; Lamiales; Lamiaceae
Product: DELLA protein RGL1-like
Exons: 2
Coding region: 529-2049 (506 amino acids)
Biological process (GO): regulation of DNA-templated transcription
Cellular component (GO): nucleus
Molecular function (GO): sequence-specific DNA binding; DNA-binding transcription factor activity
Source: RefSeq, a predicted model, not a curated record
UCAGAAAGAAUGUCUGACAGUCAAUCCUGUAGCUUUUGCACUCAUCUUAAAUUUAUUUGUUUCCCAUUUGUGCAUAUUCUGUUGUCUUCUUAUCCAGAAUACAUUGAUUUGGUCAUAUAAUUUUGCAUCGCCUUCAUUCCUAGGUAACAUCAUCAGAUGUUUUAACUGAGGCUGAGGUGUUCACUUCCUUUAUAUUCGUAAAAAACAAAAAACAGCUACUGCUAACGCGGACACAUCAUUGUCUAUGAUUUAAAAUAACAGUAGAUUUUUCCAAAUUUUCAUUGUAAAUGGCACCAAAAGGAAUGAACUAACUAUUGGCGCCGGAAUCAUCACAUAAUGACUAGAGAAUAGGAUGAUUGAAGAAUACACAAGACAACAGACCAUUCUGCUUUUUUUGUUUGUUUUCAAGGUCACUGUCGACAAAAAAUUUCCAACUACAUCAAUCUUUCAGCAGUUGAACGGACUUGUUGCAGACACGUUAUAUAAUAACAACGUCGUGCAGAAAGAGAAAUCUGUGAAGCAAGGAGCAUGUCUAGCUCUAGCAAGGCCUCUGCAAAGGGAGCUGAGAGAGAAAAUCAGAAACAGGGAGACGACGCUCUUGAUGAAGGAGUACUUGUUCAGGCUAAUGUUGGCCCUCUAGAUCAUUUAUAUCUAGAGAUGGUUUCUCCACCAUUUCAAAAUUGUCAAGAUAAUAUGAGAAUACUCUCCAAGAUCAAACCACAACUUAUGCUUCCUUCUGUAUCUCCGGAGGUUCUGAGGUGCUGCAGAAGGAGCGUUGGCACAGAAAAUGAGACUGAACGAACACCUCAAUCUUCGCCUAAGUUGUCAGCUAAUCACAUAAUUGAGUUGGCUGCAGCGGACUUCAUCCAUUCCAAUUUUAGACUUACAUAUGCUAGCAACAUCUCUGGCCUCUCUGCAGACGAUGCUAAAGAUAUUCUUCUCGUGCAGAAUCUGCUAAAGUGUGCGGAGAAAGUAUGCAACGAGCAGUAUGAUUGUGCAGGCAAGCUUCUUGAAGAGUACAGUGAGCUGAGGAUAAACCGAAUGAAAGUUAUACAAAGGUUGGUGUACUAUUUCAACCAAGCUCUUUGUGAAAGGAUUGAGCGCGAAACUGGGAGUUUCAGACGCGUGCUGCAGAGCUCGCCACACGACUCCAUAACCAAAAUUUCUGAUAUAGCUGCAGUUUACCAGAAACUGCCUCUCAAUCAGGUGAUCCAGUUCACUGGCAUUCACUCAGUCGCGGAUCACGUUUCAAGAUGCAGAAAGGUGAAUAUCGUUGAUCUCAACAUCUCUUGUGGGCUUCAAAUGAUGAUCUUGAUACAAAAUCUAGCAGAAAGAUCUCAUCAUCCCGUUGAACGCGUUAGAAUCACUGCUGUAGCAGCUAGCUUUGAUCCCACUAUUGAGGAGGCCGGUUUUCGGCUGAGAAUCUUGGCUAAGUCCUUGAAUCUGAACUUCUCUUUCCAUGUGGUCAGCUUAGAGUAUGUCCUAAACCAUCAAGAAAAUGCCUUGGACCUCGACCCCGAAGAAACGGUAGUGGUCCAUGCAGCAUUCGCCUUGAGGCAUAUGAUAACGGAUCCAGACCGGCUGGAGGCCUUGAUGAACUUCAUCAGAAACAUCAAUCCUAGUUUGAUGGUCAUGAUUGAAGCUGAAGCAAAUGUCAACUCUCCGGUAUUUGUGCAUCGUUUCGUUGAAGCCCUCUUCUUCUAUGGAGCCAACUUUGAAUAUGUGGAGGAUUGUUUAGAGAAUGAUGAUGAGAGAUCUUGUCUUGAGAUAGGAUUCUUUGGCCCUGCGAUAAGGAACAUUGUGGCAGCCGAGGGAGAGGAGAGAAAGUUCCGAAUUGUGGGAAUAAACGUGUGGAGAGCGUUUUUUGAGAGAUUUGGCAUGGUUGAGACAGAUCUCAGCACACUAGCCAUCAGCCAUGCGAAUCUGGUGCUUGAGAGAUUCGAGUGCGGGGAUUCUGGCACACAUUGUAUGAACGGGAAGUGCCUCGUUGUUAGUUGGAAAGACACACCAAUGUGCUCACUAUCUGCAUGGAAGUUCCAAGGGAUGUGAUCAAUAUUCAUCAGAUAUUCUUUUAGUUCUGUGUUGUUUGCAUUUCUGUGGAAACUGCUUUUUGAGAUGUAUCAUUUUCACAGUUUGAUCUAAGCUUUUUCACUAAUCAAAACACUAUGAUUUAUGUAACGGUUUACACUUUUUGAUGCUUCUACUCUUCAUCUAGAAAAUAUUGUAAUUCCUAGAAACUUCACCCUUUU